Molecule: messenger RNA, 1221 nt
Organism: Acanthosepion pharaonis
Lineage: Eukaryota; Metazoa; Mollusca; Cephalopoda; Sepiida; Sepiidae
Source: the annotation of a GenBank genome assembly
AUGUUUCGUAUGGCUGACCGGCAGAGAAGUUUCUUACUUUUUUCUUUCUUUAAUUAUUUAUAUUUUCUUUCUUUCUUUCUUCCUUUCUUUCUUUCUUUCGUUCUUUCUUUGUAUUUCCCAAUAUUCAUUUGUAUUUUUCCUGACCCUUUCUUUUUUUUCUUUUUUUCUUUAUUUCUUUGUUUCUUAAUAUUUUCCAUUAUUCUUUUUUAUUAUUCCUCCAUCUUUUCUUCUUUUUUGUUACUUUCUUCUUUUGUACUUUCUUUCUUUUUUUCUUUUUUUCUUUCUUUCUUUCUUUCUUUCUUUCUUUCUUUCUUUCUUUCUUUCUGUCUUAAUAUUUCACGCUAUUCGCUUUUAUUAUUCCUCGCACUUUCGUUCUUUUUUCCUCCUUUCUUUCUUUCUUUCUUUCUUUCUUUCUUAAUAUUUCACGCUAUUCGCUUUUAUUAUUCCUCGCACUUUCAUUCUUCUAUCUUUCUUUCUUUCUUUCUUUCUUUCUUUCUUUCUUUCUUUCUUUCUUUCUGUCUUAAUAUUUCACGCUAUUCGCUUUUAUUAUUCCUCGCACUUACAUUCUUCUAUCUUUCUUUCUUUCUUUCUUUCUUUCUUUCUUUCUUUCUUUCUUUCUUUCUUUCUGUCUUAAUAUUUCACGCUAUUCGCUUUUAUUAUUCCUCUCACUUUUUCUUUUUUUCCUCCUUUCUUUCUUUCUUUCUUUCUUUCUUUCUUUCUUUCUUUCUUUCUUUCUUAAUAUUUCACGCUAUUCGCUUUUAUUAUUCCUCGCACUUUCAUUCUUCUAUCUUUCUUUCUUUCUUUCUUUCUUUCUUUCUUUCUUUCUUUCUUUCUUUCUGUCUUAAUAUUUCACGCUAUUCGCUUUUAUUAUUCCUCGCACUUACAUUCUUCUAUCUUUCUUUCUUUCUUUCUUUCUUUCUUUCUUUCUUUCUUUCUUUCUUAAUAUUUCACGCUAUUCGCUUUUAUUAUUCCUCGCACUUUCGUUCUUUUUUCCUCCUUUCUUUCUUUUUCUUUCUUUCUUUCUUUCUUUCUUUCUUUCUUUCUUUCUUUCUUAAUAUUUCACGCUAUUCGCUUUUAUUAUUCCUCGCACUUUCAUUCUUCUAUCUUUCUUUCUUUCUUUCUUUCUUUCUUUCUUUCUUUCUUUCUUUCUUUCUUUCUUUCUUUUGUAAUAUUUCCCACUAUUGUUUCUCACGCUUUCUCCCUACAAAACGUUUCCUUUGA